GGACUUUUCGUACGAAAAUUCCGCUCACCGGCUCAGCAGGUCACCCCCCACUCUCUCCCCUUUUUCCUUUAUAGACUCUUCUCCACUCCAAAAGUGCGAGUGAGAAUUUUUCAUCUCCAAAAUUCUCAGUCUUUGGCCUUUUCUUCCUAUCAAUUUGUUCUUUAAACCAAAACCCCAUCUGACAAAACCGCGUCAAUUUUCCCUUUUCUUCCCAUUAUUUAUUCUUCUUUUUUGUUCUCCCUCACUCUGAUUUUAAUUUGAAUACACUCAUUUACAUUUCAAAUGGUGCUCUUGAAAUCUUCAAUUCCCAUGGAUCUGAUCUCUGGUAUUCAAAUUCAGGGGAUUCUGAAGUGGGGUUUUUGAAUCGAGGUCUCUUUGAAUCCUUUUUUUGGUUCGCUUUUUGUGGGUUUUAGGGUUUGAAAUUCCUCAAAAUGGGUAAAACGAUGACCAUUUCUAGUAGAGAUUGGAAUCAGAUCUAUGCGAUCUAUGGAGUGGAUCAAUGGCAAACCAUAGUGUUUCUUCUUCUUCAUGCUCUGUUUUUUACUGCUCUUUCCAUUUUUUACCUUUCUUACUUCGAAUCCAUCUGUUCUUUUUUCGAGCUUCUCUUCUCCGGCGGCUCCGCCCGUUUCGCCGCCGGUUUCACCGGUUGCGUCACUGCUAUCUCCGCCUUCUGCCUCUUCUUCGCCGCCGCUAAUAUCUUCUACUCUUCUCUCCCUCUCCACUAUGAAAUGGCUCUCCGGAUGGUCAACGCCGUCUCCGAUUGGUCAACCGUGAAGCACGCCCUCGACCUUGGCUGCGGCCGGGGCAUUCUACUCAACGCCGUUGCCACUCAGCUCAAGAAGGAAGGAAGUUCAGGUCGAGUUGUGGGGUUAGAUCGGAGCAAGCGGACUACUCUGGCGACGCUUCGUACGGCAAAGAUGGAGGGUGUUGGAGAGUAUGUGACGUGUCGAGAAGGCGACGUUAGACGGUUGCCGUUCGGGGACAAUUACUUCGAUGUGGUGGUCUCAGGAGUGUUCGUGCACACGGUAGGGAAGGAGCACGGGGCAAGAACGGCGGAGGCGGCGGCGGAGAGGAUACGGGUGGUGGGAGAAUUGGUGAGAGUGUUGAAGCCGGGGGGAACUGGGGUGGUGUGGGAUCUUCUACACGUUCCGGAAUACGUGCGGAGGUUGCAAGAAUUGAAGAUGGAAGACAUUAGAGUGUCUGAGGGUGUAACAGCCUUCAUGGUCAGCAGCCACAUCGUUUCCUUUACCAAGCCACGUCAUCACUUUGUGGGCUCUGGAGAGGUCCGGCUUGACUGGAGAUGCUGAUCUCAUCUGCCACCUCCUACUUUUAACUUUUUAAGUUUUUUAGUUCUCAAGUAGAGAAAGAAAAUAACCCCCUCAUUUUAAUGGGAAUUUAUUAUACAUUUAAUAAUAACAUUAUGCGUAAAGAAGUAAUUAACAAAGGUUAUAUAGUAUCUAUUAUUAUUAACCUGGGUAGGCGAAGCAGACCCUAAAAGGUUCAAUCCAAAUAUAUAAUGUAUACAUAAAUACCUUCAUUCAAAUAAAAAUAAAUAUAAUUAUGCUCA
This is a messenger RNA of Cucumis melo (muskmelon), 1567 nucleotides long. RefSeq lists its product as uncharacterized. The transcript is spliced from 2 exons. NCBI's taxonomy places the organism in Eukaryota, Viridiplantae, Streptophyta, Magnoliopsida, Cucurbitales, Cucurbitaceae. Gene Ontology annotation, molecular function: S-adenosylmethionine-dependent methyltransferase activity. The coding region runs from base 432 to 1307 and encodes 291 amino acids. The record is from RefSeq and is a predicted model, not a curated record.